AUGACAUAUUACAACGAAAAUGUGCAACCGGAAUUAUUUCAAUCUAUAAAGGCAACAAUUGUUGUUCAAAAGCUUGAAAAUGAUGAAUUAACAGAAGAAAUGCAAGAAUCUUCCGACAGUGAAAGUGAAAUUGAACCAUCCGUAUACGAAAGACGAAGAGAGUUAAAUGCUUGGCGAACUGUGUUAGCGGAGAAGCUUUUCAUUGAGGUCAAAAAAAAGCUUUAUGCUGAGAAAUUAAAACAGCUGGAGAAAAGACAGGCUGAAGUUUUGAGCCAAGAGGCGGCAGAUUUUAUCAGGAAAAAGGAAGAAAUUCUUAAGGAAUAUCAUGAUAGACUGCAGUACAUUGAGGUUGUUCGGGCACUACGGACCGAAUCACUAAAAAGACGUACUAUCGGUCAGUUAGAGUGUGCCCAGCAGAAUUUAAAUAACAAUAAACGGAUGGCUUAUGAAAAAAUCGAAGCAAAUAUUUUGACGAUGAUGCAAAAGCUAGAUGAUGACAUGAAAAGAUGCACAAGGGACUAUGUAAAUUUUUGUAGAGAAUUCGAACGAAGUAGGGAACGAGAAUGGAGGAAACGAAAGCGUUAUCCAGUGGCCAGUGUAAUUGAGCGCUUAUUGGGUGAUGCGGUGUCAUCGCUGAUGGAUUCAUAUAAUGAAAAUGUUGACGAGGAUCUCUAUGUUUGCGAACAAGCUUUAAGAGCUGUAAAUGGACGAGAAAAUUAA
This is a messenger RNA of Cercopithifilaria johnstoni, 720 nucleotides long. NCBI's taxonomy places the organism in Eukaryota, Metazoa, Nematoda, Chromadorea, Rhabditida, Onchocercidae. The record is from the annotation of a GenBank genome assembly.